AUGUUACGAAUGACCGAACAGGAAAUCCUUGGUGGAGAGAAUAAGAAAUGUAAAGUCGGUGAGAGGUUCAGAUUAGGCGCCUGUAAUUAUUGCUACUGCAAUGAACACGGUGUCCGAAUAUGUUCCCGACACAACUGCAAUUACAAAUCCGAUGUUAAUAAGACAAAGUAUUCACCCAAGCAGUACAAAGAAGAACAAUGCAAGAUUGGAUACAGAUUUAGACUGGAUACAUGCAACUAUUGCUACUGCAACGAACAUCGUAAACUAAUAUGUUCAAAGCACAAAUGUGAAGGCAGUAUUCCACCUCCUGCCUAUUUGCGGUCACCAUUUGACAUGGACUGUGAAGUGGGACAUGUUCUGGUUGACAGUUGCAUAAUCUGCACCUGUACUGAAAACAAAACAUACGUUUGCGUCCCAGAAAAUAAAGAUGAAUGCGAACCACUUGAUAUUUCACAAAGAAUAAAUUCAGACGAAGACCGCUGUGUCGACGGCAGUAAACGACCAGUAAACGAUUGCAACUAUUGCAUUUGUAGAGAUGGAAUCGAAUUUUGUACCCAAAAGCCUUGCUGGAAUAAUAUACAGACUCCCUACAUAUUUUUGGAGCCAGAAUGCGACGAAGACACACCCAUACCCAGUCCUGAUCCCUGCAACACAUGCAUCUGUGUAGACUCCGAUAUACUUUGUACAAAUAUACCCUGCAUACAUCACACAAGAACAUCAGACCUCUCAAUAGUAAAUCAAAAAUAUUGUGUUAACGGAGAAGUACAUUCAAUGAAUGAUGGAUGCAACCUCUGUAUCUGUAUGAAUAAAAAAAUUAUAUGCACUAAAAAACGUUGUUAUGACAUAUUUAGAAGUGGUGUAACAGAAUUGGAAAUGGUCCAUUCAUUACUACAGUCAGCUUAUAGUCAAUCACAAAUGACACAGUCGGCGCCAGGGUCUGACUGCAGCCAAAAUAAACUUUACCGACCCGAAGAUGAUGAUCCCGAUUGUCCUAAUGUAUGUAUAUGCGAUGGAAACGAAUUGUUAUGUACACGCCGAAAAUGUGACACCAAAGUUUCCACAUUUAUCAAAGCUAAAACAGGUUUCCGAUCACGACCCACCCGAUACGAGCCAUUGAAACGACAUGUUUGCAAUGAGGGGGACCAGAUUCCGACCGAUUCAUCUUGCCUCGUUUGCGUGUGUUUGCACGGCGGACCAGUUUGUAAACCAGUACGAUGUAGUGAAAAUCCAAAUCUUAGAUAUGACAGUGACGAUGAGAGCGAGGAAUUUAAAAAAUUUUUUAAAGGAUUAUUAGGAACGCAGAACAAUUUUAAUAAACCCGGGAAGGAUAGUACAUUCUGCAAACCUUUUACGUUCUUCAGUCCAAACGGUAAUAGGUUCUGUAGGAACUGUUUCUGCCUACACAACGGACUCGCUUUAUGCUUAUUGGGUUUAUGCAAGUAUCAUAGAGACGACCACAAACCCAUCGUCAGAGUGGACCAAAAGAAACCAUGCGUGCCUGGUGAUGUGGCGCGUCCAGGCAGGUGCGUCUAUUGCACUUGUACUUCAAAGGCGGUUUGGUCGUGCGGUAAAGCAGAUACAGAUAUGACUACGUGUAAAAACGCGAUCUGUGAAGAAAACGACGAGUUUCAUAUGGGGUUCUCACCGUACUGUGCUGAAUGCAAAUGUAUCUUGAAUCAAAGAUAUUGCUCCAUAGACGUUAAAUCAUGUCCAGAUUAUAGUGACGUAAAAUGUCCUAUAGGCACAAUAAUCCAAAAUCCGCGGGAGUUCUGUAGUAUCUGCGUGUGUGGGGGUUAUGACGACGGCGCGAAAAAUAUGUGCUUCACCGAAUCUAAGUGCGUUAAGCAAGUAAUCAAUCAUUACACUUUAUAAAAUAUUUUUGCGUUAAGUUAAAUAAAUCAAUGAUUUGU
Spodoptera litura is the source of this 1910-nucleotide messenger RNA. The record is from RefSeq and is a predicted model, not a curated record. NCBI's taxonomy places the organism in Eukaryota, Metazoa, Arthropoda, Insecta, Lepidoptera, Noctuidae.